CUAUUUAACUAUUGAGUAGGAGUUAUUGCACCAGUUGUCGCGCGUUUUUUAAUAUUAGUGUUACUGCUGGUAUUUCGGUUGUCCUCUGUUUGUAUCUUGGGAUGCCUAUCCACAGACACAUUAAAAACGUAGUACAUAACUACACAGAUGCUGAAAGAAAAGUCCGUGAAGCCACUUCGAAUGAUCCAUGGGGUCCUAGUAGCACUUUAAUGGCUGAAAUAGCAGACAAAACUCACAACGUAAUGGCAUUCACGGAAAUAAUGCAAAUGAUAUGGCGAAGAUUGAAUGAUAAAAGUAAAAAUUGGCGUCAUGUGUACAAGUCACUUGUUCUGCUGGAUUAUUUAACGAAAACAGGCAGCGACAAGGUGGCUACACAAUGUCGGGAAAAUAUUCAUUCGAUUGAAACACUCAAAGAUUUUGAAUAUGUUGAAGAUGGAAAAGAUUGUGGUCAAAAUGUUCGUGAGAAAGCACGUCUAUUAAGUUCACUGCUUAGAGAUGAAGAACGUCUGCACGAAGAACGUACAAAAGCUUUACUAGCUCGUGAUCGUUUAAUGCACGGUGGACUUGGCAUAACAGCGUCUGCUUCAGCUGGUGGUGAUUCACCAAAUAAAUAUGGAUUUUCAUCCUCUGGUCGUAGUAGUUAUCCAAUUGGAUAUCCUGGUUCAAGUUAUUUUGAAAAAUCAACCUUACCUUUACCAUCAAAAUCCCCUGUCCCGCAUGCUUCAACUGAACUUGAAUCGGUUAGGCCACAAUCUGCUGGUGAAGAACAACUUCAUUUGCAACUCGCUUUAGCUAUCAGUAAAGAAGAACAUGAUAGAGAGGAACGCCGAAGACGAGCUGAAGAGGCAAAAGAAGAAGCCAAAGUACAAAUGGUGAUAGAACAGAGUCGUCGAGAAGAACAGAAGGAUAAAUCAAGUCGACAUUCAACAUCAAAUAUUCCUUCAGCAUCUAGUGCUUUUGAAUCACCAUCGUACACGUCUAGUGGUGGAUUAUUCAGCCUAGUUGAUACUUCAUUAUCGGCUGCACCAGCUCAUCUACCAGAUCCAUGGUCAACACCGUUAGUACCUCCAAACAAUCCUCUGAAUAAUACAUCAUCGCCUACUCCGUCUACUUCGUUUACUAAUACGCCGGGUCCUUCAACGUCGACAUUUCCACUUAUACCUAUUGAUGAUCCUUGGAGUCCCAAAAGUCAGCCAAAUGUUCAAGCCUAUCCUACAGCAAAUAAUAAUUCAGAUAAUGUGUGGAAUUUAGAAUCGACUUUAGGCGCUACCCUACCGUCUACAUCUGAUGCAUAUAAUGAAUCGAAUAAUCCAUUAAGCCAUAAUCAACAACAGCAUACUAAUAAUCAUGUGAACACAACCAACAACACCAACACUGUCACUGCCACUCCAGCUACCAACACCAUGACCAACAACAAUGGUCACUUUGAUUUUGAUUUAAAUGGGAAUGUAGCUAAUAAUAAUAACGACAGUUUCCAACAACAACAACAACAACCCCAGGCUGUUGCUUCUUCUUCGUCUCCUUCUUCUUCUUCUGCUCAAACCAAUCAGGCCUCUUCAUCAGCCAACGAAUUGCAACAAGACCAACAACCUGUACGUAAACGAACUCCUGCUGACUUCUUAGGUGAACAUCAAAAACUGGUUGAUUUAGAAAAAUUGGUUGAGAAAAAUCCAGAUCAUCUAUAUGUUAACUGUAUCUGCGUCGGCGGCACAGUGGUUAGGACUCUCGUCGACCAUGCACAUGGCCCGAGGUUCGAUUCCCUGCCGACAUACACCUGAUAUCUAUGGUCGGCCUGCGAAAUUUGGGCUACCGAUAUCCAUGCUGAAAAUUCCAUACUUGUACCAAAAAUACACUGUGGAAUCAAGCUCCUCAACGAAUCCGUUUACAGUUGGCCCCAAGUCUAUAACAGGCGCUGCAUCGAAUCCAUUCAUAGCUAAUCAACCUAUAAAACCAUCGUUGAAUCAGUUGGCACCAACACCAGCCGCCGCGGCUGCCGUCGCCGCUUUACCAGGACCAAGUUAUUAUAAUCCUUCAGUGAAUACUCCUAUUGCUACUAAUACUAAUCCAAUGUAUUAUCCGGUUCGACCUUAUUUCGCUGCCGCCGCCGCUGCUGCUGCCGCUGCCGCUGCAAAUGUCCAACCUAAUUAUGUUGUAUCGAUGAAUUCCAAUGCUGCUUGGUCUGUUCUAGACGGUUCCGGUGGCGGUAAUAUGAUGCAUCAACAACAGACAAGUAGCUUGAAUCCAUUUUAUUGAAAUUGUUUCUUCUGGUUUUGUUUGUUUUUUAAUUUUUAAUUUCAACGUUGUUAUCACAUAUAACACUAAUAAUUAACUAACUGAUUGGCUUAUAUAUGAUCACUACUCACCAUCGCGUACAAUCUGUCUGACACUCUAUAAUUUUGUUUGGAAUCAGUUGCUUUUCUCUCUGUGUGUGUUUCUUAUCUACUUUACUAUUUCCUGUUAAAUUUAUUUACUUUCCUAAGAAACAGUGGUGAAAUACCUCCAGACGAUUCUCCAUCUCUCUUAUGUGUGAUAAUUUGCAGUGAUAUAUCGAAUGCCACUUGUAUGCACAGUGUGUGUAUGGAUUUCAACAUUUUUUGCAGACAAUCAAACUGGAGUAGUGAGAGUGUUCAUUGCUUUCUUCUUCUUUGUGUGUGUGUGUGUGUGUGUGUGUUAACAUAGAUUUGCAAAAUAGAGUUGUCAGGGAUCUUUCAUUGUUCUUCAGUAAGCUGGUGAUUGAUUAUAUAACCCUCAACAAUACACACAUACAUACGUCAUCCACCUAUCACCAAUUGUCCAUCCAUCCAUCUAUGCAUCCGUCUACAAAUUUGCAGUUAUAUUUAGGCUCAUUUUCACAGUAUUUAAACGUAAACGUAUAUUAUAACAGACAUACACGAUUUCGCCCCCUUUUUACUUCUCUGUUUUUGUGUUCCAUAGUUUUUUUGUCGGUCUUGCUGAUGUUUAUUGUGUUCCUGUGAGUGUGAGGUCGGUGCGACUGACACCCCCACCGCCACAACUGUUACUGCUAAUGUGCUACUUCUACCACUACUACGACUAUUAUUUAUUUUAGUGAUUUGAAAUGACGAAUCAUCACUUUGUUGAUUUUGUUUUAUUAUUAUUUCUAUUUUCUCUGUUAAUACCUUUAAACAUCGUUCAUUUGUUUGUUUUUAUGUAUCUAUGUAUCUAAUGCUUCGUUGGCGCGGGUCGGAGGUGGUGGGUGGGUGCGUGUGUGAUACAGACAGAAAUACAGUCAACACGAUUUCUCCCCAUUGUGGGGGAUAAUAUGAAUAAUAAUCUUCAGUAUAUUUCUUUCUCCUCUCUUUCUGUGUCUGUCUGUGUGUGUGCGUGUUUGUGCAUGGCGUGGCGUUGUGUGGUAUGUGAUAAAAAUUACACCAAGACUCUUGGAAAUGUGUAUUAUCCAGUGGCGUUUUUCCCUUAUUUUGACUUUUGUUUUCGCUUGCUGUUAUUAUAAUUACUAUUAUAAAUACUAUUAUUUUUCUCCUGUUAAUUUCUGUGCCCGAUUAUCACAUUUUAGUUGUGUAGUAAGUAUUCCGCAGUCAGUAAUCAAGCUCCGCCCCGCUCACCCCGCCUCCUAUUGUGUGUUUAUGCAGUGACAAGUACCUUCAUUUUUUUUGUUUGUUUGUUCCGCGUUAAAUAUAUGCGUGUUUGUGUGUGUAUGUGCGUGCGGCUGCCUGCAGGCCUGUCUGCCUGCUUCCUUACAACUUAUUGUCGUUGUUAUCCCACUGAAUGUUCGACGACGACGACGCCAAAAACAACAACAAGAACAGUGGCUAAUAUUAUUAUCGUCAUCUGUCAUGGUUACCAUGCAAUAUGAAUGAAUGAAUGAAUAAAUCAAUGAAAUCAAUAGUGAUCAAUAAUCCUUUUCAUCAAUCAUAUUGAAACAGUUACCUAUGUCUUAUAUAUAUAUAUAUAUAUAUAUA
Molecule: messenger RNA, 3938 nt
Organism: Trichobilharzia regenti
Lineage: Eukaryota; Metazoa; Platyhelminthes; Trematoda; Strigeidida; Schistosomatidae
Source: the annotation of a GenBank genome assembly